Messenger RNA from Dioscorea cayenensis subsp. rotundata (Guinea yam), 2716 nucleotides. Its product is annotated as proteasome adapter and scaffold protein ECM29-like. NCBI's taxonomy places the organism in Eukaryota, Viridiplantae, Streptophyta, Magnoliopsida, Dioscoreales, Dioscoreaceae. Gene Ontology annotation, molecular function: molecular adaptor activity. Gene Ontology annotation, cellular component: cytoplasm; nucleus. The record is from RefSeq and is a predicted model, not a curated record.
GUUGGAUAUAAGAGAAAUGGCUCUUGAAGGUCUUCAUCUUCUGAAGGAUCAAGAUCAGAUGCCGGGUGGCAAAUCAGAUGUCAAAUUCCCUGAUCUUGGGCAGAUGUUAGAUUAUAUUUCCAUGAGGCAGCCACAAAUCUUGGAACCUACCAAACUGAGGGAAGAGAAACUCCUUUUUCCUUCAAAAACUUACAUUGCCAUGAUUAGAUUUUUGAUGAAUUGCUUUGAGCAUGACCACGCCAUAGUUGAUUUUGAGGGUGGAAUAAAUGAAUUUGGUUCUCCAGUUGUAACAAUGUGCCUGUUGUUAGAACAUGCUUUGGCAUUAGAAGGGUCGGCUGAGCUUCAAAGCAUUUCCUCAAAGGCGUUAGUUGAAAUUGGUUCUCGUUUACCACAGCAUCUUCCUGCUAUCUCUAUUUCUCAAGUUUCCAGCCUUUUAAAUGAGCUUGCUUCCUCAAUUAUUGGAACUAAAAUGCUAAGAUUUGAAAACUAUCAUGGAACUUUAUGUGCCAUUGGAUUUGUAUGUGACAGCAAGUCGAUGGGAGAAAGGAGCCUUCUAUACCAGUAUAUAAAUAACAUUCAAAAUCCAUCUGAUGUUUCUGUAUUCAUAGCAUCAAAGGAUCAAAUUGUUGAACAUCUUGUGAAAGUUGUUGAGUCAGAGAGUGCUAUAUUAGCUUCUACUGCUAUGGAGGCACUCGGACAUAUUGGUCUUCGCUGUGCCUUGCCUGCACUUCCUCAUGAUUCAAAUUCUGUUGGAGUUGUAUCAAUUCUAAAUGAAAGCUUGCGCAAAAUACUCUCUGGUAAUGAUAUCAAAGCAAUCCAAAAGAUCCUUGUUUCUUUGGGGCAUAUAUGUGUGAAGGAGACAUCUUAUACAAAUUUGAUCAUUGCUCUUAGUCUAGUUUUCAUCCUAUAUCGUUCAAAGGUUGGUGGUUUACUUUUUGCUGCUGGGGAGGCUAUAUCCUUCUUAUGGGGAGGUGUGCCUGUGACCGCAGAUUUGAUGCUCAAAUCAAAUUAUAGCUCCCUCUCUGAUAGUUCUAAUUAUCUUAGUGGUGACAUGGCCUUAUCAAUAUUAAAGUCUGGCUCACUUGAGAGUAACAUUAAUGAAGAAUCACGUGUAAUGGCUAGAGAAGUGAUAGUAAAGAAACUAUUCGAAGAUCUCCUGUACAGCAGCAGGAAAGAUGAACGCUGUGCUGGUACUGUAUGGCUUUUGUCACUCACCAUGUAUUGCGGGUAUGAUCCCAAAAUCCAGCAACUUCUUCCUGAAAUCCAGGAAGCUUUUUCCCAUCUUCUUGGUGAUCAGAAUGAUCUAACACAGGAGUUGGCAUCAAAAGGCAUGAGUAUUGUGUAUGAACUUGGUGAUCCAUCUAUGAAACAUGAACUAGUAAAUGCUCUUGUAGGCACAUUAACUGGUUCAGGGAAAAGGAAAAGAGCUAUCAAGCUAAUGGGUGAUUCAGAAGUUUUUCAAGAAGGGUCUAUUGGUGAAACUCUUGGUGGAGGGAAACUUAGUACUUAUAAAGAGCUUUGCAGCUUAGCUAAUGAGAUGGGUCAACCUGACUUGAUAUAUAAAUUUAUGGAUCUAGCUAAUUAUCAAGCUUCUUUAAAUUCGAAGAGAGGGGCAGCUUUUGGAUUUUCAAAGAUAGCAAAGCAUGCGGGAGAUGCACUUCAACCACAUUUACAACUAUUGAUCCCUAGGCUUGUCCGUUACCAAUAUGACCCAGAUAAGAAUGUUCAGGAUGCUAUGGGACAUAUUUGGAAGUCAAUUGUUGCAGACACGAAAAAGACAAUUGAAGAACAUUUUGAUAUUAUUAUUGAUGAUCUGCUAAUGCAAUCUGGAUCAAGACUUUGGCGUUCACGUGAAGCUUCAUGUCUUGCCCUUGCAGACAUUAUUCAAGGCCGGAAAUUUGAUCAGGUUUCGAAGUAUUUGAAAAAGAUAUGGACAGCAGCAUUUCGUGCUAUGGAUGAUGUAAAGGAAACUGUACGGAAUUCUGGUGACAGUUUAUGUCGUGCAGUUAGUUCACUGACAAUUAGGUUGUGUGAUGUAUCACUUACUGCUCCGUCAGACGCCAGUCAAGCAAUGGAUAUUGUUUUGCCCUACUUACUUGUUGAAGGGAUAGUGAGUAAAGUUUCAAGCAUCCAGAAGGCUUCCGUUGGCUUAGUUAUGAAGCUUGCAAAGGGUGCUGGGAUUGCACUUCGACCACAUUUGCCAGAGCUGGUCUGCUGCAUGCUGGAAUGCUUGUCAAGUUUGGAGGAUCAAAGUUUCAAUUAUGUUGAGCUGCAUGCAGAAAAUGCUGGAAUUCGGGCAGAAAAACUUGAUAAUUUGAGAAUAGCCAUUGCUAAAGAUUCAACUAUGUGGGAAACUCUUGACCUUUGUUUAAAAGUUGUUGAUAAAGAAUCAUUGGACCUUUUAGUUCCUCGAUUGACUCAAUUGGUUCGGUCUGGAGUUGGCCUCAAUACUAGGGUAGGUGUUGCUAGCUUCAUUACCUUAUUGGUUCAGAAAGUCACAACAGACAUCAAACCAUUUACCAGUACAUUAUUGAAGCUCCUAUUAGCUGCUGUUCUUGAGGAAAAGAGCAAAGCUGCAAAGCGAGCCUUUGCAGCUGCUUGUGCCAUGGUUUUGAAGUAUGCAGGGCCAUCUCAAGCACAAAAGUUGAUUGAAGACACUGCUGCUUUGCAUUUGGGUGAAAGAACGGCUCAGAUAUCUUGUGCAAUUCUUUUUUGA